This is a messenger RNA of Spirometra erinaceieuropaei, 690 nucleotides long. NCBI's taxonomy places the organism in Eukaryota, Metazoa, Platyhelminthes, Cestoda, Diphyllobothriidea, Diphyllobothriidae. The record is from the annotation of a GenBank genome assembly.
AUGGAGAUGUCGUCACGGGUUCCCGCCGGCAGGGAGGUCUCCCUGAAGCGCCUGCAAAUCGACCCGGUCAACUGGGAAGACCUCGCCCAGGACCGAUCGACCUGGAGGAGGACAGUGCAGACAGGCGCUGCGAUCUACGGAGCCAGCCGCAUCGCCGCCGUCAAAGCCAAAAGCGAUGCACGCAAAUUACACCUGUGCGCACCUCAUAAUGCCAACGUACAACCGCCUCGAACGUGUCCGCGGUGUCAAUGGACAUUCCGGGCAAGAAUUGGACUUGGUGGACACCUACGAAUCAACUGCCCCACCCGGACCGCACCAACCGUCGUCCCUCCAUCCUCCUCUUCCUCGUCCUCCACGCCGCCAACUAACUGUGACCGCUCUUCUGAACCACCACUCCCAUCCUCCACUUCUCCCACCUCUUGGUCCUCCUCCUCCACCUACUCAUUUUCCUCGUCCUCCUCCGCUGCUUCAAAGCCUGCCGUUGUGGCGCCGGCCACGCACAUCAACACUGAACACAAUCCGGACACAUCCUCAAACAUCAACAACACCAUUUUCGGCACCAGAUGUGGGGACCAGGAUUACACCUACCCUCACUGUGACCGCACCUUCACCCCACACAUCGGCCUGAUCGGUCACUUGCGAAUCCCUCGUACAAAGACUGGCGAACCAGUACCUGAUGGGCCAGCCUAA